AUGGAACCUGAAUCGCUUCAACCCAACCAGGUUCAGCUCUGGUCUUCACACCUGCCCAACUUACAGGCUGGUGACUACACAUUCACUGCAACACAAACCAUUCAGCCCACUUCGGAUUCCAACGACCUGAGAGAACUCUCUAAACUUACGCAAAGCCUUGUCGUGCCGGGACCAAAGUUCAAACUUCUGCAUUCAUCAGACAUUCAUAGCGUAUAUCCAGUUGCUGGGAGUAUUGAAACAGGCGCCAUAUUACCGCAUGUGACCCUUAAACACUCUACACUGGCGUGGGAGCGGCAGGUAGUAUUUCCUGGUGACUAUGCGGCAGACGGCAGCAGCAACGUCCCGUGGCUUGCCGUUCUGUCUUUCACGGAAGAUGAGCUCAUCCUAAGUGAAGGUGCUGCUACUGCCCUGGGUUUCCCUUCAGGCACAGUACCAUCGAGAUAUGGAGCUGUUGCGACCACGGCAGGCCAACUCAAACUACUCAAAAACAGCAUCGCAUCGCCUCUUUGGUCUUCCAACUUCGAUGAUGAUUACACGGACACCGAUCCAGUGGACGCCCUAUGCAUACCGCCUACCUUGUUCAGAGAACUUUUCCAACCAGUCACUGGUGGAAAGGCAUAUAACGAUAUCGUGCCGUAUCAGUUCAUGGCACAUGUGCGUCAUUCUCAUAGCAGCAGUGAUAUAAUCAGUAUCGUCAUUAGUCCUCGCAGUGGACCAACUGAACUCAUCAAACCUGCUCGGAUGAUCUCGCAUCUCAUCUCUUUGGAGGGAAUACCUCGGCUUGAAGUCUCUAGCAGUGCUUCCUCUGUGGCCCUGGUGUCACUACAUAGCUGGGACUGGAUGUGCACGCCCCCAGCGGGUCCUACUACUCCGAAGGAUAUUCUCGCCGCCCUUGGUAAUACUGUCCAGCCUCUUUGCGUCCCAAAAACAACCUUAUCUUCGAUUGGUACCUCAACUACCUCUUCUUCCUGGCUGAACAACCGACUUGAAGCCGGGUACACUAUAAAACAUUAUCAAGAUGCUAGUGGCAAUAAGGCGACUUGCAUUCUUCGUGGGCCAUUAACACCCGCCCCUGAAACUCCUGAUCCAUCCUUCGGGAGUUGCAGUUCGGACAACGGCAAGGACCUGUUGAGAUUUGAUUCUGCGACUGGCUUGCCUGAUAUCACUAUGCAAUCCGCUUGGACACUAGGUCGAGCAAUGGCUCUUGGCGACAAGUCAUUCUUGGCCAGCUUGAUGCGACUUCGAGGCAAGAUCCGAGCUGAAGCAGUCCGCGCAGCAAAGGCAGCUUCGCGUGAUGCAAACGGCGCCGAGAGCUGGACAAGCAAAGGGAUAUUGGCGAACCUAGCUACUACCCUGGCCAGCAUUGCCAAAGCGCACUCUGACACCGCCUACAGUACCGUCACUGGUCCUGUGCGCUGGACCAACCAGCAGGAGAGUUCACAGGUGCAACAGCGGCAGCAAAUCGUGGACUUUGCUCAUUUUGAUCAAGCUACGUAUCUCAAGCAGCUCGGGACCGUUGUAGAUGCUUUCUUCGCAGCUACUACGCUUGACGCAGACGCCUCAGCCGUUCAGUCAUGGAUACUGGGGAAGCUCCUCCUUGGAGGCAUCCCUCCGUCAUAUCUGGUCAUGACGCCAGAUCAGUUUCCCCAAGAGAGCAUUCGGACCUUCAGCAUUGACUCAACUUGGGUCGCUCUUAUGAUCGACGGAGCACUUAGUCUAGCAAACCAUCAUUCUCGUGAUGGCGAUGACGAUGCGAUCCGGAAAUACAUCAAGCAUGCAAUCAACAAUUGGCUUAAACAACCACUUCCCGAUGAACAGGCUAUUCAACAGCCACCACGAUGGGGAGUACUCCUUCGAAGUAGUCUGGUGUCCUCUUUUCCAGACUUGAAGGUCGUAGGGUCCAGCACGGCAUACUACGACCCAAGUUCAAGCAAGCCCUUUUUACUAAGGAGGUUAGCCCCAGAUAUUUUGCUAUGCCUCUCCGACUUCCGACCAGGCGACUCCGAUUUUGCGUAUCUAUGUAUAUCCCUCCCGAUUCAUCGACAGACGUAUCAGCUAGGCGAAACAUUCACAUCGUCGAUAUUGUCUGGCGACUUUAAGCUUCCGCCCACGUCAUCAGCUCCAUCCACUUACGGAAAGGAUGGGACAUGCCAAUGGACAAAUACGGACCAUAACCUUCCCUACGAUUGGACGACAAGGAUGUUGGAUCCCUUGAGCUACGCGCAGCAGAUCUAUUCCAAGUUGAACGGAUCAUCUAGCAGUAUUGACUCAACAACCUUGGCUCUCUUUUUGGGACGACCGACUCCCAGUUUAAUGCUAGAGGUGGGCAAAUUGACCGGACCACUUCCCGUGACGCCUCCGUCAUAUCUUCCAGUAGCAUUACCAACUUUCGCUGCCCCAUCUUCACCCUCCAAGUCUACAAAGGGAUCAGUAAGGUCAAAAAGGUCUUAUUCAAAGGCACAAGCUUCAUCAACUCUGAAAGCGUCUUCGGCAACAUUUUCAACUCAAACCAUUUCCAAGAUCACCAAUCCCGACAUCACUCUAGUCCUCCUCACUAGCAAUCAAGCGUAUCAUUACGGUUGCCCUCGAUUUACCAACAUCAGCGAUAUUUUCACACCCCGGGAACGAAAACGACUUUCGACUCUCAAUGGGACUGGAUCGCAGGGUUCUGCAAAGAAUGAUAUCGUCUUUACCCUAUACGACGACUACCGUCGCAAUGGACAAGAUCCCAACAUGAAUGAAGGGGUUGAAUAUAUCAGAGUCGUCAUUCCCGUAACUGGAACCUGGCUUGGGUCCAACGAGACGAUCACACUUCCAGCAGUUGAUGAGGCUAACGGCUCCAAGACUGAUGUUAGCGUCGAUACUUCGCAGCCCACGUUACUGUUUAUCCCUGGAUCCUUGACAUCACCAAUUCUACCAGGCGUGCGUUCGCUUGACCAAUCCCAACAAUGGACUUUUCGUCGAUAUCUUGCACUCUCACGCAUGUACAACGCACCGGAGCCUGCAGAUGGCAGUCAAGUCUCAGUGUCUUCAGACGAUCCAGUGGUCUCCGUCCUUGUAGUCGAAGGGAAACCAAGAUUUGACUUGGCUGGAGGUUUCGAGGAUGCAAGCUUCGUCCUUGAGGGCGCACUUCUCCUGCCCACACAUUCAAGCAAUCCCUACGUGUUGGCUGGCGUUGGAAUAAACAUCAUCUUCAAAGCCAAGGAUACUGCUGUCCAAGAGUUGUUAGUUAAUGUUCGGCAUGUCGAAAGCCAUGAUACUUCAAAGGAAUGA
Molecule: messenger RNA, 3273 nt
Organism: Fusarium tjaetaba
Lineage: Eukaryota; Fungi; Ascomycota; Sordariomycetes; Hypocreales; Nectriaceae
Exons: 1
Coding region: 1-3273 (1090 amino acids)
Source: RefSeq, a predicted model, not a curated record